Molecule: messenger RNA, 1766 nt
Organism: Anguilla anguilla (European eel)
Lineage: Eukaryota; Metazoa; Chordata; Actinopteri; Anguilliformes; Anguillidae
Product: collagenase 3-like
Exons: 10
Coding region: 67-1614 (515 amino acids)
Biological process (GO): collagen catabolic process; extracellular matrix organization; proteolysis
Cellular component (GO): extracellular matrix
Molecular function (GO): metalloendopeptidase activity; zinc ion binding
Source: RefSeq, a predicted model, not a curated record
CCGAUGUAGCAUAUAAAGCCGGACGGAGGGAGACGACGGGCAGGCCUUCGUCCCCUCUCUGGAGCCAUGGCCCUCUGCACCGUUCCCUCUCUGCUGGCCCUGCUCUUUUUGGGGCUGUGCCGUGCGGCCCCCACCCCCGGUCCCGAUGUUGCUCCCUCCGUGGAGGACCAGAAGGCUGCUGAGGACUACCUGUCCCAGUUCUACCGCGAUGUGGGGACCACAAACUCAACAGGGAGGAGAAUCUCAGUGUCGAACUUUAAGAAUGAUCUAGAAACCAUGCAGUCCUUCUUUGGACUGGAGGUGACUGGUAAACUGGACAAAAAAACCCUGGAGGUAAUGAACCAGUCCAGGUGUGGUGUUUCAGACAUCUCAAGAUAUGGGCACUUCUACGGGAAGCCGAAAUGGGAUAAGACCACCAUCACCUACAGAAUUACCCAGUACACGCGGGAUCUGAGCCAGAGUGAGGUGGACACCACCCUGGCCAAGGCCUUCAAGCUGUACAGCGACGUCACGCCACUCAACUUUCAGCAGAUCCAGAGCGGCACGGCCGACAUCAUGAUCCUCUUCAAAGGGGGUGAUCAUGGGGACUUCUAUCCCUUCGACGGCCCCAGUGGGGUUCUUGCCCAUGCCAACUCGCCGGGACGGAACCAGGGAGGGGACACACACUUUGAUGAGGAUGAGGGGUGGACUCUGACUCGCAGAGGUGUGAACCUCCUGCUGGUGGCCGCUCAUGAGUUCGGCCACGCCCUGGGACUGGAUCACUCGCGGGACCGGAAGGCGCUCAUGUUCCCCACCUAUCAGUAUGUGGACACCAACGGAUACAAGCUCCCGGACGAUGACAAGGCGGGAGUCCAGGCUUUGUAUGGGUCACGGACACCAACAGACAAACCUGAGCCGAAGCCUGAACCAGUUCCUCAACCAUCACCGGACCCAGAUACCGAAGAACCCGAAGAACCAGAUCCCAAACCAGAUCCCAAACCAGAUCCAAAACCAGAUCCCAAACCAGAUCCCAGACCAGUCCCCGGGCCCAAUCCGAAAGAUGAGCAGUGCAGUCGGGACCUGGUUUUCGAUGCUGCCACAACCAUCAGACGUGAGCUUUAUUUCUUCAAGAACGGAUACUUCUGGAAGAAAAGUACCUGGUUCACCGGGGUGAGGUUAAGGCAAGUGAAACAGACCUGGCCUCAGAUUAGUUACGUCGACGCUGCUUAUGAAAUCAGGACAAAGGACACUGCCUAUCUUUUUCAAGGCAAUCAAUACUGGGGAGUAAAAGGUUACAGAACCCUCCCCGGUUACCCCAAAUCCAUAUCCACCCUUGGAUUCCCCUCCUCGGUGACUAAGAUCGAUGCAGCUGUCCAUCUGUCAACAACCAGAAAGACCCUCUUCUUUGUCAACAACCAGUACUACAGUUAUGAUGAGACAACAGGCAAGAUGGAUCCAGGAUAUCCUCGAUACAUAUUUUUUGACUUCCCUGGAAUUGGAUUAAAGGUGGAUGCUGCCUUUGAGAACUAUGGUUACCUUUAUUUCUCUGAUGGUCCACGACAGACUGAGUACCACUACCGCACAAAAAGAAUCAUCCGUGUUCUUUUAAACUAUGGCUGGCUGGACUGCUACUAAACCAUAUUCUCCAUCGGUGUUUUGCAGUUGUGUGAAUUCUGGACAUUUUGAUCAGUUUCGCCGUAUGAAUAAAUAAUCAAAAGCUAUUACGCUGCAUUUGGAAAUGUAAUGUUUUGACCUCAAAGUAUAUAUAAUAAACUCCUUCAUAUUAG